AUGGAUCCAUGGAAGAAUUGGAUAAGAUGCUCUCUUCUUCGGGUGUUCUGCUGUUAUUACUCCUUCCUCCUCACUGUUUCAAGUCCUUUGCCCUUGAAGCAAACAGGCACUCUAAAUAAUAACUCCUGCAGCCUCAGCCAACACCACUUCCAGAGGAUCACCAUCAAGAACCUAACCUAUAGCGUGGCCAAACAGGCAAGGCUUUAUGAUAAGGACACAGAUAACAGAUUUGUGGGACAGCAUCUAUAUACCAACAUUACGAGGAAUGAACGUUGCUACUUAAUGAAAAGAAUAACAGAUACUGUGCUCACACAUGUCCUCUAUAACCUGAAGAACCAAUAUCCCAGUCUCCAAGAAGUAAUAUAUUUUUUGGUGCAUUUGAAUGCGGAACUGCGUGACUGUAAACCACUGGAAGAUAAAACAUACAUCGAAGGACAUUUGAAAAGAAUGAAAGACAAAUUAGAAGAGUUGGGAGAGAAUGGAAUGAACAAAGUAGUUGGUGAACUUGAUUUGCUGUUUGACUAUCUGGAGAAUGCAUGUACUUCAAAGAAAGCAAGCAGCGGGCACCGGGGCAACAAGAACUGA
Protobothrops mucrosquamatus (brown spotted pit viper) is the source of this 585-nucleotide messenger RNA. RefSeq names its product interleukin 22 (gene IL22). The record is from RefSeq and is a predicted model, not a curated record. Bases 1 to 585 code for a protein of 194 amino acids. NCBI's taxonomy places the organism in Eukaryota, Metazoa, Chordata, Lepidosauria, Squamata, Viperidae. The transcript is spliced from 5 exons. Gene Ontology annotation, cellular component: extracellular region.